UCGUGUAACGAUUCGUAAACCUGAUAGAUACCAAAGAUUUAAAACUCAGUGAAAAAAAUUGUAAAAAAUCCAAAUUUAUGUAAAAAAAGAAGUGUUAAUUUAAACAAUUUAUUAAUUAAACGUCUUUUUAUUGUAGUAACAAAUACCUAAAGUAAAAAAGAAAUAAAAAUUUAUAAAAAAAAGUGUAGAAAAACAUAAAAUAAAAAAACCUACGAAUUACCAAGUGAAGUUAGAACAAAAAUUUCUGACACCUUUUUAAGGUGUUGGAAAUUUUCUUGUUGGCUUUUUUUUUACAAAAAAAAAAAGAAAAAAUUAAAAGAAAACCUAGUCUUUUGAUUGCUUCAAUAACAUCCUCAACAUGGAGAAUUUAAUUCCUAUUGUUAAUAAGCUGCAGGAUGCCUUCACCCAACUGGGCGUGCACAUGCAGCUAGAUCUGCCCCAGAUAGCGGUGGUAGGUGGUCAAUCGGCCGGUAAAAGUUCCGUCUUGGAAAACUUUGUGGGCAAAGAUUUUUUACCUCGUGGUUCGGGUAUUGUCACCAGACGUCCCUUGAUCUUGCAACUGAUCAAUGGUACUACGGAACAUGGUGAAUUCUUACAUUGUAAGGGUAAAAAAUUUACCAGUUUUGAUGAGAUACGCAAAGAGAUUGAAGAUGAAACAGAUCGUGUCACCGGUAGCAAUAAGGGAAUUUCUAACAUUCCAAUCAAUUUGCGUGUCUAUUCGCCUCAUGUACUCAACUUGACUUUGAUUGAUUUGCCCGGUUUGACAAAGGUGGCCAUUGGUGAUCAGCCACAAGAUAUUGAACAACAGAUUCGUCAAAUGAUCUUGCAGUUUAUACGCAAAGAAACAUGUCUAAUCUUGGCCGUAACACCUGCCAAUACAGAUUUGGCCAAUUCUGAUGCUUUAAAAUUGGCCAAAGAUGUUGAUCCCCAGGGUAUACGUACAAUUGGUGUUAUCACUAAAUUAGAUUUGAUGGACGAGGGUACAGAUGCUCGAGAUAUUUUGGAAAAUAAACUGUUACCGCUACGCCGUGGCUAUAUUGGUGUAGUGAAUCGUUCUCAAAAGGAUAUUGAGGGUCGUAAGGAUAUUCAUGCUGCCUUGGCGGCCGAAAGAAGAUUUUUCCUAAGUCAUCCAUCUUAUCGUCAUAUUGCCGAUCGUUUGGGAACUCCAUAUUUGCAGCGCGUUUUAAAUCAACAAUUGACGAAUCACAUACGCGAUACAUUGCCCGCUUUGAGAGAUAAAUUGCAGAAACAAAUGUUGGCUUUGGAAAAGGAUGUGGCCGAAUUUAAACAUUUCCAACCGGGCGAUACUAGUUUGAAAACAAAGGCUAUGUUGCAAAUGAUCCAACAGUUACAGUCAGAUUUUGAGCGCACUAUUGAGGGUUCUGGUUCGGCUUUGGUUAAUACCAAUGAAUUGUCGGGUGGUGCUAAAAUAAAUCGUAUAUUCCAUGAACGCUUACGUUUUGAAAUUGUUAAAAUGGCCUGCGACGAAAAGGAGUUGCGUCGCGAAAUCUCAUUUGCCAUUCGCAAUAUACACGGUAUACGUGUGGGCCUCUUCACACCCGACAUGGCUUUCGAAGCCAUUGUUAAACGUCAAAUUGCACAAUUGAAAGAACCUGUCAUCAAAUGUGUCGAUCUAGUCGUACAGGAAUUGUCAGCUGUUGUACGUUUAUGCACCGAUAAGAUGUCACGUUAUCCACGUUUACGUGAAGAAACAGAACGUAUUAUUACCACGCACAUACGAGAACAGGAACAACGGUGCAAAGAACAAAUUUUAUUACUUAUUGAUUUUGAAUUGGCCUAUAUGAAUACCAAUCAUGAAGAUUUCAUUGGUUUUGCCAAUGCUCAGAAUAAAUCUGAAAAUGCUAAUAAAACUGGUACACGUCAACUGGGUAACCAGGUGAUCCGUAAGGGUCAUAUGGUUAUACAAAAUUUAGGCAUCAUGAAAGGUGGCUCUCGUCCUUAUUGGUUUGUUUUGACCUCGGAAAGUAUUUCCUGGUAUAAGGACGAAGAUGAAAAAGAAAAGAAAUUCAUGUUGCCAUUAGAUGGUUUAAAAUUAAGAGACAUUGAACAGGGUUUCAUGUCCAUGUCAAGACGUGUUACAUUUGCUUUAUUCAGUCCCGAUGGACGUAAUGUUUACAAGGAUUACAAACAACUUGAAUUGUCUUGCGAAACUGUUGAAGAUGUUGAAUCCUGGAAGGCUUCUUUCUUACGUGCUGGUGUCUAUCCCGAAAAACAAGAAACUCAGGAAAAUGGCGAUGAGGAAGGACAAGAGAAGAAACAGGCCAGUGUUGAGACCUCCACUGAUCCACAAUUGGAGCGUCAAGUUGAAACUAUACGCAAUUUAGUUGAUUCCUAUAUGAAAAUUGUCACAAAGACAACACGGGAUAUGGUACCCAAAGCCAUUAUGAUGAUUAUUAUUAAUAAUACCAAGGAUUUCAUUAACGGUGAAUUGUUGGCACAUUUGUAUGCUUCAGGAGAUCAAUCUCAAAUGAUGGAGGAGUCGGCAGAAGCUGCUAGCAAACGUGAAGAAAUGUUGCGCAUGUAUCAUGCUUGCAAGGAUGCUUUAAGAAUUAUUGGUGAUGUUUCCAUGGCCACUGUCUCAGCCCCCUUACCACCACCAGUGAAAAACGAUUGGUUACCUAGUGGUUUGGAUAAUCCACGUUUGUCACCACCCAGUCCUGGUGGUCCUCGUAAACCAGCACCCGCAGCACAGCCCUCUGCUGGUGGCCGUGGUCCUCCACCACCUCCCGCAUCUGGUCGUCCAGCACCAGCUAUUCCAAAUCGCCCUGGCGGCGGUGCUCCACCAUUGCCUGGUGGCCGCCCAGGCGGUGCUCUUCCACCACCACUCUUACCUUCACGUGUUACCGGAGCCGUGGGUGGUGCUAUUACCCAACAGACUGGUGCCAAUCGUUAUAUACCCGAGAGUAUGCGCGGUCAAGUUAAUCAAGCGGUGGGCCAAGCCGCGAUGAAUGAAUUAUCAAAUGUUUUUGCCCAACGUUUCAAUCGCCCUGUGCCUAAUGCACCACCAAAACUACCCGAACGACCCAACUAUUACGGUAAUACAACGAAUGGACGUCCCUUUUAAUUAAAUGAUAAAAUAGAAUUAAAAUAGUUAAAAAUACGCACAAGCCAUUUAAAUGGUUAGACAACAAAUUAAUUUGUUUAAGUUUAAUAUAUUUUAUUAUUAUUAUUUUUUUAUAAAUUAAAAAAUACGACCCUAUUGUUUUCAAAAAAAAAAACUACGCUUUUAAGGCGCUGUAAUGCAAAAGUUUAAUAAAAAAAAUAUAUAAAAUAAAUUGUAAUAAUAAUAUGAAUUUUAAAGAAAUAGUAAUAUUUAAUUAUUUAACACUUUAUAUAUUUAAAUUAUAAAUAAUUUUAAUAAUUUAAUUAAGAAACCCCGCCCCCUAAACCCUUUGUAAACAUAUACAACACAUUAAAUUUAAAAUAAAAUUGAAAUUUACUUUACGAAACAGUAUAAAACUAAAAACCUUUGUGGACUUAAACUCAUUAUUAAAGCAAAAAACUAGGGCUAUUCACAGUUUGUAUAAAAAGUGUGAAAUUAAGAACUUAUAGACUUUUCAGAAUUGUUUAAAACUUUUAAAAUUAUUUAAUCAAAAUUUUUACAUAUUUAUUAUAAGUUUAAAGGCAAAAUUAAAUAAAAUUCUUGACAUUAUUAGGGCUACUCACAGUUUGAAGAAACUUACGCUUUACUAAUACGACUGUUUUAAUUAAGAUUAUCACAAAAUCAACCCUAAAAUCUUACAAACUUUAACCAUGAAAAAAAAAACUUAAACUUUGUUUAGCUUUAACUAAAAUUUUAAAUAUUCUAAAUUUUGUUUUUAAAAUUUCAAAAUUUCUUUAGUUACCUCUACCCUUGGUUUAAGUUUUUUUUUUCUCCCUCU
This is a messenger RNA of Lucilia sericata (common green bottle fly), 3902 nucleotides long. It is a transcript of the gene shi, whose product is annotated as dynamin. The coding region runs from base 359 to 3085 and encodes 908 amino acids. Gene Ontology annotation, cellular component: synapse; cytoplasm; plasma membrane. The record is from RefSeq and is a predicted model, not a curated record. Gene Ontology annotation, biological process: receptor-mediated endocytosis. Gene Ontology annotation, molecular function: GTPase activity; microtubule binding; GTP binding. The transcript has 17 exons. NCBI's taxonomy places the organism in Eukaryota, Metazoa, Arthropoda, Insecta, Diptera, Calliphoridae.